GAGUUUCCGUAGUUGUCCGUUUCAAUAUUUCUUCCGGAAGAAACACGACACUCCAAGAAGGGCGGAACGUAACGACGACGCUAUUACUGCAACAGUCACAAUAAGGAAAUAGACGCUCGGAACUUUUUUGUUGUUUUUCUUCACUUUCGUGGCCACAGAGCUUUUUCACCUCCCCAUGCUGCUGUGCCGGGUUUCGGCAGUUAGCCAUGCGUUAGCCAGAUGGGGACGGAGGUCACACCGGGGAGGCGGCCUCCUCCACCCUGCGCUCUCCUUCAGCUCGAGCCGCUGUCAUUUCAGUGUCAGUUCAGGAGAAGACGUCUCUCAGUCCCCGGUGGGAGGUUCUGCUCAGGGACAGUACCGAGAGACAGUGCUCCUUCCUCGAACCGAGUUCCCAAUGAAACUGACUGGACAGAAGCUGGUGCACCGAGAGCUCGAGAUACAGCAGGAGUGUGGUUUUGCAAAUUUGUAUUCCUGGCAGAGGGAGAGAAAGGCCAAGAAGGAGUUCUGCCUCCAUGAUGGACCCCCAUAUGCAAAUGGAGACCCUCAUGUUGGACACGCGCUCAAUAAGAUCAUAAAAGACAUCCGUAAUCGCUUUGAGAUGAUGAGAGGCCGUCAGGUCCAUUACAUCCCAGGCUGGGACUGCCACGGCCUACCCAUCGAGCUGAAGGCUCUUGGGGACCAGGGGACCAGCGGCUUGAGUCCCCUGCAGAUCAGACAGAAAGCAAGGGAGUUUGCAGAAGGGGCCAUAGCUCGUCAGAAGGCUGCUUUCCAGCGCUGGGGGGUAAUGGCUGACUGGGACAAGUGCUACUACACGUUUGAUGGGGCCUAUGAGGCUGCUCAGCUGAAGGUCUUCCAGGAAAUGCACAGCAAGGGGCUCAUCUACCAGGACUACAAGCCAGUCUUCUGGUCUCCUUCUUCGAGGACUGCUCUGGCUGAGGCAGAGUUGGAGUACAACCCUGCACAUGUGAGCAGAGCCAUUUAUGCCACAUUUCCCCUGACCACACUGCCGCCUCAGAUCGCCUCAGAGAACGGUCUGGAAAAUGUCUCCGUGUUGGUGUGGACCACUCAGCCCUGGACCAUUCCUGCAAACCAGGCUGUUUGUUACAUGCCCAAUGCCCAAUACUCAGUGGUGAAGAGGGCAGACAGCGGUCAGCUGCUCAUGGUGGCCACUGAACGCACAGCCAGUGUGGCGGCGCUGCUCGGCACAGAGCUGGAGAGUGUUGGCACCUUCACAGGCUCCCAACUUGAAGGUGGGCUCUGCAAACAUCCCACAAUCCCUGACAAGGAUGCGCCGCUGUUGCCAGCCAAUCACGUGACUAUGGCCAAAGGAACAGGAUUGGUCCACACAGCACCAGCGCAUGGCAUGGAUGACUACAGUGUGGCGUCACAGUUUAACCUGUCUGUGGACUGCAUCGUGGAUGAGGACGGCAAGUUCACUGAAGCAGCAGGACCUGAGUUACAGAGUCUGUCUGUGAUGUCAGAAGGCACUGACAAAGUGAUUUCCAUUCUGAAGGAGUGUGGGGCUCUGGUGAAAGAGGAGCAGUGUAUCCACAGUUACCCGUACGACUGGAGGACAAAGCAACCCGUCAUCAUCAGCCCCAGUAAGCAGUGGUUCAUCAACACUGCGUCGCUGAAAGACAAAGCCAAGGAUGCACUGCAGAAGGUGCGUGUAUUGCCAGAGUCGGCAAAGGGCAGCCUGUUGGCCAUGCUGGACAGACGGACGUACUGGUGCAUCUCCAGACAGCGAAGCUGGGGCGUCCCAAUCCCCGUCUUCUAUCACAGAGAGACCGGAGAGCUUCUGAUCAACAAACAUACAGUGUCCCACAUAUCAAAGCUCUUCCAAGAAAAGGGCAGUGACUGUUGGUGGGAGCUUCCCAUCGAGGCUUUUCUGCCAGCUGAAGUCCUUAAGAAGAGUAAAGCGGGUCCAGUGACUGACUACGUUCGUGGAGAGGACGUGCUGGACAUCUGGUUUGACAGUGGGACGUCGUGGGCUGCUGUGCUCGAAGAGGAGACGGAGGGAGAUUCUGCAGAGCCUGAGUCUCGUCUCAGCUGGCUCCCCACUCCACUACGCAAACCUCUGGUCACAGAGUCAGACUCCAGAGCAGAUGCAUAUGUGGAAGGAAAGGACCAGAUCGGAGGCUGGUUCCAGUCGUCACUGCUCACCAGUGUAGCCGUCAGGAACAAAGCUCCGUACAAGUCUCUGGUGGUCCAUGGCUUUACUGUCGGAGAGAAGGGAGAGAAAAUGUCCAAGUCUCAGGGAAACGUCGUGGAUCCUGAUAAAGUCAUUCAUGGAGGGGAGGAUAUGCCAGCGUACGGGGCAGAUGUGCUGCGUUGGUGGGUGGCAGAGUCCAACAUCUUCUCCGAGGUCCAGAUUGGACCCAUUGCACUCAACUCGGCCCGAGAGAGCAUCAACAAGCUGAGAAACACACUGAAGUUCCUGCUCGGUAACCUGCACGGUUUUGACCCCCUUUCUCAGACCGUGGACUCCAAAGAAAUGCACUACAUCGAUCAAUACAUGCUUCACCUGCUGCGAGAAUACAGCAUGAAGGUCACAGAUGCCUACAGUGAGUUUGAUGCCGGCAGAGUCAUCCGUGUCCUCCAGGCCUUCAUCACCAGAGAACUCUCCAGUUUUUAUUUCAGCAUCAUCAAAGACAGGUUGUACUGUGAUCCAGAGGACUCACUGGGCAGAAGAUCAUGUCAGACGGUUUUGGAGGAAAUUCUGGACGGCGUCACCAGAUCCAUCGCUCCCAUCCUGCCGCACCUCGCGGAGGAGGUUUACCAGCACGCACCGGGACACGACAAGGCAGAGACUUUAUUCAGGAGCGGCUGGAUUAAGAGCAGCUCUGUGUGGCGGCGACCAGGAUUGGAGGAGGCAGUGGAGGGAGCGUGUGCCAUCAGAGACUCCUUCCUGUCUUCAAUUCCAGGCAAAAACGCUGCCCAGUACGACCUCACUAUAGCCAUUGAACCUUGUCUGCUGUUUGAACUCAUGGAGUCUCUACAAGAGGAACCUUCGUCCACCUCCUCCCAGCUGGCCGAGCUGAUGAUGGCCGCGCGCGUCAACCUGACCAGCGAGCUGCCCCGUGACCUGCCCUCGGACGCCCUACUCAACCACGGCACCUUCCUCAUCAACCUGGAGGGUGGCGUUAUCCGCGAGGACAGCGCCUACAGUAUCGCCGCGGUGCCCACCUCUGCCGCUCGCUGCCCGCGCUGCCGCCGCUUCACCGCCAAGUCGGCAGACUGCCUGUGCCCGCGCUGCCAAACCAUCGUCUCGCAGGCUCACUGACCCGCCUGGAAACCGGCACCGACCCGUAAACAGCAGAGACGGCUUUGUUCGCUGCAUUUGGACGAAGUGAACCGGUGUCUGUCUUUCUCCUGUGUUUAAACUCAAGAGAAAAUACAGCUGGAGUCAGAGCAGCAUGUGAGAAUCAUCAGCCAACUCUUUAAAUCAAAGACACCCGAGUCAGUCCCUCUUUGUUGAUUAUGGCUUAAAUGUGUAAACUACAAUUAUGAUCUGGUACCACCGUGCAAUCUGAGCAUGACUGAGGUUUACUGUAUGAACUGCUGCUAACUGAAGACACUGAUUUGAUUUUCAGUUGAGAAGGAAUGCAUUUUUCUCCAGUGUGUAAUUGUAUUUGACUGUGAGUCACUAUGUGACAACAGUGGAGAAUGUACAGUCCAGAGUUGAUGUGUGUGAGUGACGGUGAGCAGCUGAUUUUUAUCUGGACCCCGUGAUUGACCAGGAAAUGAAACAUUAUCCCAACGUUAACAUCUGAGCUUUGCACGAACCUCUUUAUUCUGCAUUGGUGGCAGUGGGCCCCAGUGGGACCACAGAAAAGACGGUGUACACGCACAGCUCAUUCACUUCUGUCUCUCUAUAUAAAUAAAAAAUAAAGGUCCAUAUUUCUUUA
Solea solea (common sole) is the source of this 3908-nucleotide messenger RNA. It is a transcript of the gene iars2, whose product is annotated as isoleucyl-tRNA synthetase 2, mitochondrial. The record is from RefSeq and is a predicted model, not a curated record. Gene Ontology annotation, cellular component: cytosol. Bases 176 to 3283 code for a protein of 1035 amino acids. Gene Ontology annotation, molecular function: aminoacyl-tRNA deacylase activity; ATP binding; tRNA binding. The transcript is spliced from 24 exons. NCBI's taxonomy places the organism in Eukaryota, Metazoa, Chordata, Actinopteri, Pleuronectiformes, Soleidae. Gene Ontology annotation, biological process: isoleucyl-tRNA aminoacylation.